CCGCAGUCGGUCGAUUGUUUAAUUGUCCAUUAAUUAAGGAAACAAUUGGACGCGGGCGUGUCGAAGGAUAGCGGAAGGACGUGCAUUUAAAUAUCACAAUGUUCAACGUCCACGAGCCGCUGUUGCGCGUUGUUGUUGUCGGGUUCUCCACAGCGCCGCCACGUGGCUUGCACGUGCAGAAGGCAGCGCACCACAACCACCACCCCCCCAACUCGACCUGCCUCGCUCCAAAUGUAUAGCGUAAGAAAUAAUUAAUUAAAUAAAGAGACUUCCUCCACAACUCCCACCCCGACCCCACCUCGAACGGCAAAUGGGACGAGUCACGGAGCUCAGUAGGGAAGUGGUGGUGGUAGUGUUGGUUGGUGGUGGUGGAUAGGACCCCGAGUAGGCGUCACGGACGCGGGCAAGAGAACAUUUUGUGCAAGUCUGACGCGUGGAGCCUUAACGCGAAUGUGACACUCGGAGGGUGGUGGGUGGUGUGGGUGGGGGCAGCUUAGGUGUGCAACUUUGCGACAAAAAAGUGAGCGGCAACGAUACGCGUUUGAUACGUAGGCAGCACACAAUGUGGUGACAAAAGGCAGCAGGAUAGGAGGGGCGCAAAGGUGCCGCGCGACUUGGGUUUAGGCGGCACUCAAGCGCAGGUGUUGCUGUGUGUGGGCGCAGGUGAGCGACAGCACCGCAGCGCGGGAGUGGGAGUAGGAGGUCGUCACGGGUAUUGUAAAUCCAGGAGAGACGUUGCCCGGCAAAGCUUCGUGAACUACCCGAAGGGUGCGAUUCCCGAGUGAGCUGACUGGCUUGAACUACGCGAGUGUGGACCGAGCGUUAUGGGUCCGUAUCCUCGCCCGCCGCUGACGGAGCGGCCAGGUGCGGUCAACGCAGGCGUGGUGGUGACUGCUGGCUGCGAAGACUCGGAGUGUACGGGGGGAGGGCAUCAUCAUCAUCCCCACGCCGUCUUUCGAAAAAACCUCUUCAGCGCGGCCAAGGCAGGGAACCUGCCUCUGUGCCAGGAGAUCGUGGAGUUGGAGGGCAUCGCGAGCCUCUCUCGGCGCGAUGCAGCGGGCCACACGGCCGCUCACUGGGCGGCCUUGGGGGGCCACGUCGCCGUGCUGCGGUACUUCGCCGAGUACGGCGGCGGCGCCGGCGACUCGGCCCUCGCGGUGAACGCCCCGAGCGACGCAGAGCCGGGCUCGCGGCCCAUCCACUGGGCGGCCACCAACGGGCACGUGGCGGCCAUGGAGGCGCUGCUGGUGGCCGGCGUGCCGAUCGACGAGCCGGACCAGCGCGGGUGCACGCCGCUCGUGGUGGCGGCGCAGUUCGGGCAGACGACGCUCGCCGGCUACCUGCUGGGGCGCGGCGCGGCGCUGCAAGCCUGCGACACGGAGGGAGACAAUGCGCUGCACUGGGCGGCGUUCAAAGGGCACUGCGAGCUCACCCGCCUGCUCACCUACUCGGGCUUCAACCCCCGGCAGACGGACAAGUUCCAACAGACCCCGCUUCACCUCGCCGUGCUCAGCGGGGACCUACUCACCGUCAAGCUGCUCUGCGAGCAGGACGAGGUGGAGCUGAACGUCUUGGAUGCGAAUGGGAACACGCCGCUUGCGCUGGCCCAGGGCCGCAAGUACGGUGACAUCGUGGCCUACCUCACCAAGGCGACCGCGCGUUCGCGCAGCCUGCUACAGUGCUGCGACCUCAGGAGCCUGGUGCUGGGGCCUCCCGGGAAGUCGAAGGCCCCCGUGAUGUUCUUCUACUGCACGCUGCUGCUGUGGGGUUACCCCACGUACGUCCUCCACGUGCUGCCCCUGACGCUGCUGGAGAUGAAGGCCGUGAACGUGACGUUCGUAACGGGGAACCUGGUCAUGUGGUACUUCUUCCUGCGUGCGUCACUCUCUGAUCCCGGGUUCCUCCCGCAGAACAACCCCGACUACGACCACGCCAUCAAGCAGAUGGCGCGGUACGCGGACUGCGAGCACGCGGCGUCGGCGCUCAGCCGGCUGUGCCACACGUGCCGCCUGGUGCGCCCGCUGCGCUCCAAGCACUGCCGCGUGGCCAACCGCUGCGUGGAUCACUUCGACCACUACUGCCCCUACGUGUACAACACGGUCGGCUUCCGCAACAGGUUUCACUUCUUGGGCUUCCUGGCGACCAUGUCGCUCAACUGCUGGCUGGGCGUGCACAUGACGUGGUCGGUGCUGUCCUGGUAUGGCCGCGACCUCCUCCUCUUCGCCGGUCUCCUCUUCCUCUGCGUCUUCGGCACCAUCUCUGGCGGCAUGACCAUCGUCUGUCUGUACAUGGCGGGCACGAACACGACGACCAACGAGCGGAUCAACGGCAUGCGCUACGACUACAUGAAGGAUGAGCACGGCCGCUUCUUCAACCCCUUCGACCGUGGCGUCGUCGCCAACCUCCUGGAGUUCGUGGGGGCCGUGCGGCCGCUGGGGGAGGCCGAGCUGCAGCGGCGUCGGCGUCGUCGCGACGGCGGAGUCUCGCUCGUGUGAGCGACGGCCGCGGUGACGACGCCGCGGUCGUCGCCUCUCUCGCCGCCUCCGCACGGACGCCGGAGGAGC
Petromyzon marinus (sea lamprey) is the source of this 2564-nucleotide messenger RNA. RefSeq lists its product as uncharacterized. Gene Ontology annotation, molecular function: protein binding; palmitoyltransferase activity. Lineage: Eukaryota; Metazoa; Chordata; Hyperoartia; Petromyzontiformes; Petromyzontidae. The record is from RefSeq and is a predicted model, not a curated record. Gene Ontology annotation, biological process: protein palmitoylation. Gene Ontology annotation, cellular component: Golgi membrane.